Messenger RNA from Microtus ochrogaster (prairie vole), 1210 nucleotides. It is a transcript of the gene Cd40, whose product is annotated as CD40 molecule. Gene Ontology annotation, cellular component: external side of plasma membrane; CD40 receptor complex. Gene Ontology annotation, biological process: B cell activation; immune response-regulating cell surface receptor signaling pathway. NCBI's taxonomy places the organism in Eukaryota, Metazoa, Chordata, Mammalia, Rodentia, Cricetidae. The record is from RefSeq and is a predicted model, not a curated record. Gene Ontology annotation, molecular function: signaling receptor activity; protein binding.
GCCGCUUGAAUCCGCUAUGGUGUCUUUGCCUUGGCAGUGCGCGCUUUGGGGCUGCUUGUUGACAGCGGUCCAUCUAGGACAGUGUGCUGCAUGUGGUGACAAACAGUACCUCUUCAAUGGCCAGUGCUGUGACUUGUGCCCGCCAGGAAAGAAACUGGAGGAACACUGCUCGGCUCUCCUCAAGACCCAGUGCCUCUUGUGUGACUCAGGCGAAUUCAUGGACAAGUGGAACAAAGAGAUACGGUGUUACCAGCAUACACACUGUGAACCUAAUGAUGGGCUCCAGGUUGAGAAGGAGGGCACCUCAGAUACAGACACCGUUUGUGCCUGUAAGGAAGGUCAACACUGUACCAGCAAGGAGUGCCUGAGAUGUGUGUCGCACACAUCCUGUGGCCCUGGCUUUGGAGUUAAGCAGAUGGCCACAGGGACAGCUGACACUGUGUGUGAACUCUGCCCAGCUGGCUUCUUCUCCAGUGUGUCAUCAACUUCUGAAAAGUGUCAUCCUUGGACAAGCUGUGAGGCCGAAAAGAUGACGGUUAUCCAGGCAGGGACGAAUCAGACUGAUGUUGUCUGUGGUUUGCAGCGCCGGAUGCGAGCCCUUUUGGUCAUUCCCAUCGUGAUGGCCAUCCUCAUCACCAUCGUCGUGGUGAUGUCUUUCUGUAUCAAAAAGAGGGUCAAGGACCCCGAGGAUGAUAAGGCCUUAUCCCCUGAUCUUGGACAGCAAGGACCUGUGGAGAUGGACUAUUAUCCUGGCCACAACACUGCAGCUCCUGUGCAGGAGACAUUGCAUGGGUGUCAGCCUGUCGCACAGGAGGAUGGCAAGGAGAGCCGCAUCUCAGUGCAGGAGAGACAGCUGACAGGCAGCGUGGACUUGAAGCACCUGGUCUGAGAUUCUGGAGCUAGGGCACAAGGACAAGGGCCCGACUCCGACGGCUGCUGACGUUUGAGAUUUGAAAGGGGCAAAGACGCAGCCCAGUGCAGUUAACUGUCAAGCCUGCCCCACUGCCAUCCCAUCCCUCGACUUGCUUCUGAAGAUGGAGGAAAAGCCUAGGCACCAGGGGUCCACAGGCCAGCAGAUGACAACGAGAUCCACAGACAAUUGCAGCAGUGCAGGAUCCAGAAAUGUACUCUGCAGACUUUCUCUAUAAGGAGUCAAUGGACACCAGAGUCCAUGGCUCUGUGGCUUGUGUUGUUAGAAGGCACCAGCAGG